AUGGCGCCCAAGUUAUCUGACAGUGCUAAGUCGACACCCAGCUUCAAGCAAUCUGACAGAUUCAAGCAGCCAAAUAAUAGCAAACAAUCUGAUGGCUUCAAACAAUCCGACAGUUUCAAGCAGAACCGGUUCUGCUGGUCUGUCUUCGGUCUGUGGCCUGGAAAAAUACCCGAAAAAUAUUAUAAAUUCUUUUCUUUCGCCUAUCUUAUGAUCAGCUACGUCGUCUACAACGCCCUUUUGACUUUAAACCUCUACCACACUCCGCGACGAAUCGAGACGCUCAUACGAGAAAUCAUUUUCACGUUCACCGAAAUCGCAGUGGGCAGCAAAUUGUCUAUGAUACUUUUUAAAAGAAAUAAAAUCGCCGCCAUUUUCGAAAUGAUCGACCGCGAAGAAUUCAAAGGAAACGACGAUAUUGCCAGAGAAAUUGUUGUAAAACACAACGAUUAUUACAAGAAAUAUUUAUUAUUAAACACCGUGCUGUCGAAUUUUACUUAUUUCUCUCAAGUGCUUUUCCCCGUUUUUGGUUUUUGGUUUUUUGGGAACACGCUGGACUUACCUAUUUGCAAAUAUUAUUUUCUCUCUGAUGAAACGAGAGAUUAUUAUUUUACUUCAAUAUUUCUUUAUCAAUCGUUCUUCAUGUAUGGUCACAUGAUGUAUAAUGUUAACAUAGAUACUUUGAUCGCCGGUUUCAUGGUGUUGGCCAUAGGUCAAGUGAAGGUUCUGUGUCACGAUUUGGAAAAUUUGAAAACGGAUAAAUCUGUUGGCGGCCAAUCAAUAAUAGACCUUCAACAACAAUACAAACUGCGUAAAAUUUUGAAUCAUUACGAGUUGCUUUCGGAGUACUGCGACAGAUUUCAGGACGUGAUCGGCCGAACGAUGUUCGUUCAGUACGGGAUCGGCUCCGGCAUCAUUUGUGUCAUCAUGUGCGGUUUACUUCUGCCUUCAUCAUUGGAGACACAAAUGUUCAUGGUUGGCUACUUUAUGGCAAUGAACCUGCAGAUCUUCGUUCCGGCCUGGCUUGGGACCCAGCUCACCUACGAGAGUGAAGCAUUGACAACGGCAGCGUACAAAAGCGAAUGGCUGCCGCGCUCUGAACGUUACAAAAGCAGCAUCAAACUCAUGAUGGAGAGAGCCAAGAACCCUGUCAUCAUCACCGGCCUGAAGAUAUUUCCUCUCUCAUUGGCUACUUAUAUACAGAUAAUGAAAACAGCCUACUCCUGCUUCGCUUUGCUUCGCAUCAUCCAAGACCGCCAGGAACAAACUGGGGCAUAAUGCCUUAACUUUGCAUUUAUCUCACAAAUUCUCGCGUAGUGUUGGUACAUCCACAAACGAAAAAAGAUAAUUUCACGCAAUAAAAAAAAUAUUAAAUUUGUGCUUUAACUUAGCAUAAUCAAAUCAAUUAUAUCUAAAAGAUCUUGUUGAACACUAUUGAAAUAUAUUUCUUUAUAUUUUAUAAGUAGUUGUAAUUAUGCAAGUAACAAUUAUUUAUGCUCAGACAAAUGUGGUAAAGUGCCGACUUAAUCAUUAAGAUGUAUGGCUUAUAAAAUAAAUAAGAAUUAACAAAAAUUGUGGUAAAAGUUCUGCGAUAAAACUCGAACUCACGAUUAAAGAGAACAGCAGACAGUUACAUACAAUAAACAACAUUAAAUUUACGACAGGGGAAUGGGAAUGAAUGUUUAUCGGUAUUGUAUAUCAUAUAAUAUAAUAACGUUAUUAGGGAUUUAAUUCAAUAAUCCCCAUAAUUGCGGCUGAGCGCCUACUGAAAAGCAAUGAGCAAUAAAUGUCAGCGCGGAGUAUUUGGAGCGAGUCCAGGAUUGGCGUAUUUGAAACAAACUCGGUUCAAAUUAAGUUUUUAAUUGUUUUAAUGGCCAUAAUAGUUUGAUAUUAUCUGUGUAGUUAUUACGGUGAUAAAAGUAAUUAAAGUUAGAUACUUAUUCAAGUGACACGGUUCGUUCUAAACUAUCUUUGCACAACUUUGCAACUAUAAAGG
Molecule: messenger RNA, 1993 nt
Organism: Cydia fagiglandana
Lineage: Eukaryota; Metazoa; Arthropoda; Insecta; Lepidoptera; Tortricidae
Product: odorant receptor 85a-like
Exons: 5
Coding region: 1-1275 (424 amino acids)
Biological process (GO): detection of chemical stimulus involved in sensory perception of smell; sensory perception of smell
Cellular component (GO): plasma membrane
Molecular function (GO): olfactory receptor activity; odorant binding
Source: RefSeq, a predicted model, not a curated record